UUUGUUUUCACUUCCAAAAUAAACACACAGAAAAUAUGUCAACCAAAGAAGAAGCGGCGGUGAUCAUCGUCGGCGCCGGUCCGGCGGGCCUCGCCACCUCUGCAUGUCUAAACCGCCUCUCCAUCCCAAACAUUCUCCUCGAGAAAGAAGACUGCUACGCUUCCAUGUGGAAGAAAUACGCAUACGACCGCCUCCAUCUUCACCUCGCUAAGCACUUCUGUGAGCUUCCCCACUUCCAUUUUCCGGCGACUGCUCCGACCUAUGUUCCCAGAGAACAGUUCAUAAACUACUUGGACCAGUACGUCUCCAAUUUCAACAUCAUCCCUCGGUGCAAAAGGGCGGUCGAAUCCGCGGGAUAUGAUGAGGGUACUGGAAAGUGGAACGUGACGGCGAGAAUGGCGGAUUCCGGAGAGGUGGAGGAAUAUUCCGGCAAGUUCCUGGUGGUGGCCACCGGCGAAGCAAGCAUCCCUUUUAUCCCUGAGGUAAAGGGUGUUGAGAGAUUCGCGGGAGAGAUCAUUCACUCUACGCAGUAUAAGAACGGCGAGAAGUAUAGAAACAAAAGAGUUUUGGUGGUGGGUUGUGGGAAUUCCGGCAUGGAAAUUGCUCUUGAUCUCAGCAAUUACGGUGCUAAAACCUCCAUCGUCGUCCGUAGCCCGUUUCACAUUAUAACAAGAGAAAUUGGAUACUUGGCGGUAACGAUGUCGAAGUAUCACAUGCCGUAUUGGAUAGUUAACUCGGUCAUGUUGAUGCUUAGCAAGCUUGUAUAUGGAGACAUCGCCAAAUAUUAUGGGGUGAAAAGGACAAAAGAGCCUCCCUUUACAGCCCAAGUCAAGGACGGAAAAUACCCCAUCUUCGACGUCGGAACCCAUGCUAAGGUCAAGUCCGGUCAGAUUCAGGUGUUGCCUGCGAUGGAAUCCAUCAACGGUUACGAUGUUAUAUUUCGGAAUGGCAUCUCACAUCCCUUUGAUGCUAUUGUUUUUGCUACUGGCUUCAAAAGAUCCACCAACAAAUGGCUUCAGGGCGAUGAGUAUCUAUUAAAUGAGGAUGGGCUUCCAAAUCCAGAAUUCCCUAUGCACUGGAAGGGCAAGAAUGGGUUGUAUUGCGCGGGGCUAGCUAGGAGAGGACUGUAUGGGAUUUCUUUCGAUUCCCAAAGCAUAGCCAGUGACAUCAAAACCCUGCUGUAAUAAUAAUAAUAUUCUCUUAGCUUUUUCCUUCGUUUUUGUGAUCAAAAUUAUUAUUAUUAUUAUAUGAUAUGUAAUAAAACCUAAUGUUGAUGGCAAGCCAACCAGGCACCAGCUCGCUUGCAGCGCAUGCUCUUGUUUGGCUUGCUGAAUAUGUAUGCACCUUUUUAGUUUGUGUAGUUUUAUUUUGAAUAAAAGACAUGGUUUACUUAUGUUAUG
Messenger RNA from Ipomoea nil (Japanese morning glory), 1400 nucleotides. RefSeq names its product probable indole-3-pyruvate monooxygenase YUCCA10. The record is from RefSeq and is a predicted model, not a curated record. The transcript has 4 exons. Gene Ontology annotation, molecular function: N,N-dimethylaniline monooxygenase activity; NADP binding; flavin adenine dinucleotide binding. Bases 36 to 1184 code for a protein of 382 amino acids. NCBI's taxonomy places the organism in Eukaryota, Viridiplantae, Streptophyta, Magnoliopsida, Solanales, Convolvulaceae.